This is a messenger RNA of Toxoplasma gondii ME49, 1599 nucleotides long. RefSeq lists its product as hypothetical. Gene Ontology annotation, cellular component: tRNA-splicing ligase complex. The record is from RefSeq and is a predicted model, not a curated record. NCBI's taxonomy places the organism in Eukaryota, Apicomplexa, Conoidasida, Eucoccidiorida, Sarcocystidae. Bases 220 to 1599 code for a protein of 459 amino acids. The transcript is spliced from 10 exons.
ACGCCGAGAAGAAAUGAGCAAAGCGAACUCGUCGGGUCUCCUCCGCUCUGCCAGUGGACGUUUUCUUCUCGAGGUCUUCUUCUGUCUUAGGAAGCCGGACCCUGCCAAGGUGUCAGCGCAGCUUCCCAAAAGCGUCCGAGCGCAAGGAGACAAGGCGGCACUUUUUCUUCCGCGAAAAACGAGAGACACAGACCCUAAAGAAUCCGAAACGCAGCACAGAUGGAUUCUCUCAGGCCGCCUGUGGGCGUCGAUGAACUGCAAAGCUCUCUCGUAGCAUGCUACGAGAGAAUCAACGGCAGGCGAACGUCCGAGUACAGCCAGCAAGAGGUGCUCUUGCUUCUGCAGGACUGCUGCUACUUUUCAGUGGUGGAACAGAUCCUCAGAGAGGUCGCGCUGCUUGAAGGUGGGUGUGUGGACGACUUCGACGCGAAAGAUUUCAUCGCCUUCGUCAGAUCGCGAGGGUAUCGUCUCCCAGAAUUGUUGACGCGAGAGGCUCUCGCCGACUUUGCCUUGAAACGAAUUCUGCUUUACAACCUUCUCGCAGAUUUGCAGUCGUGCCGCCUCGUCGCGAAAAAGCGCCUCUCGGCGGCGCUGUCCGUUCCGAGUGCUGCGAACUUCGGGAGUGUAUGUACACCCGAGGCUGAGGCGGCGGAGCAGGCGCAUGCAAGUUUGGAGGCGAUAAAAACUAUCUGCGGAUCUGUCGGACUUUCUACCGACUUUUCGUCUCUGCAUGAGGCAGUCCAGAAGGGUCACUUUGCGCAAGCUGCUCGAAAGAUUGCCGAGGGCCCUGUCCCCGCGAGCGCGCAUGCGCUGGUACCAGCCUUGCCAGUGAACGAUGCAGAUCGGAGUUCGCUCCUCAAGAACUUGGAGCUGAUCACACACGUACUCGAGAAAGAAUAUCUGCUGAGACGUCGCGCCAUGCUUCGACGCCUCGACGUGACUGUCCAGGCCUUCCUGUGGUCCAAGCGCGCAGCGGACCACGAAGCUGCAAUCGCGGCCCUGCUGCAGGGGAUGAUGACAUGGCGAGAGAAGCACUUGAACAAGAACGUCAAUUUGUUUGACGUCUUCGCGGUUGAAAAAGAUCUGUUGACGGCGCGUCUGUCGCGUCCAGUUUCGAGUGCUGAGCCUGCGAAGCCAGUUCUGUCGAUCAAGACGUUGAUCAUCGGUCCGGUGCCUGACCGCGGAGGCAUCCCAGAUGGCUACAGCAUGCAGCAGGUCCAGAGCGAUGUGAGAAGGGCAAAUGAGUGGAUGCGCCAUAAAGACGGCGACCGUUCUGACCACAGAGGCGAGUUGCGCAGAGGCGGCGCGCACUGGGGCAGACGCAGUGAGGCACCGGCGCGAACGGUCGCUUCCGCAAACUCGACGUUCUCUGCUGCUCGAACGUCUGCGUCUUCUUCUGCAAGUGCUUUCUCUUCCUCGCCGCAUCGCCCUCCUGUCGCCGAGAGAGGCCUCCCAGAGCAUGCAGAGAGAAGACAUGCUUUCAGGACUUCUCAGAGUCGACCAUCAGGGACGUCUUCGCGAGCAGCACGACGAGGCGCAGGAGGCGGUUUCGGUGGACGAGCAGCAGACCGGCCAGCCACAUGGAAUGCGGCGUUGUAA